UUUCCUUUUGGUUUCUGUAUUUUCCAUGGUUGAUAGCUUAGAGGUUAGGAUAGCUUGCCCGUCGAUCUCCUUCCUUUUUGCGCGUCUAGGGGGAUCUUUGGGUACUUACCCUUUUUUGGAAAAUUUUGUGUACGAAGGCAAUAGUCUGAGCGUCGUUUUGAGUGAGUUGUUACCGUUGCUCCGUCAAUCGCUAAAUUGGUUUGAGGGUUUAGGAGGGAGAAGAUUAAUGUCUGAGGUUAGGUCUAGUGACCUCGAGACUGGGCUAUCGUCCAGUGGUGGCCCGGCUGAAGGAGAUACCGCCGUCUCUGGUUCUCGAGAGGUUAGGGCUUUUUAUGCCCUUAGGGAGAUUUGUGGUCUGGAUGACGAGACCGUGAAUAGAUUUAAGGAUAGGUUUCAAUUUUCGUCUAGGGUUCGUGUUCGUCGUCCCAGGGAAGAAGAUAGGGCUUGUCACUUCUUUCCAGGCGAAAUAUGUUUUUAUGAGUCAGCCUUCACCUGUGGGCUUAGGUUCCCCGUCCACCCGUUCCUGAUGGAACUUUUAGAUCAUUUUGGUAUAGCCCCUGGACAGCUCAUGCCAAACUCGUGGAGGAUCGUCAUUAACUGUAUGCAAAUAUGGUUGGCCUCCAACGGGGAUAUGAUCAGGAUAGGUGAGCUCACCUACCUGUAUCGUUUGAAAGAGUCUAAAGAGUGGGGAUAUUACGAAUUAGUCCCUUGGGAGAGAAAGAUUAAGAUCGUCAAGGGAUUGCCUUCGUCAUUCAGGUAUUGGAAGUCGCGCUUUUUCUUUGUGUCUGGGGACGACUUCGAGACCCAAUCUAGCAGUGAUUGGGGUGAUAUCCCGAGGUUGCUCCGUCGGUGGGGAACCCCGACCUUAGUUAAGAGACGGCCUGGGCUGAAGAGACGAUAUAAGGAACGCAUAGAGACCGCCAUCGGGUACGCUGAGACGAUUGAGAGCUGGGACGAGCUGGUUGACCCUCGAUCUCUUGCGUUUUACAACCUUGGUCCUGACCCAUCUCCUUUCGUUCUUCGUCAGCUUGGCAUUGAAGGAAAAAAGAAGAUGACGACCAAGUUUAACAAGGACAUGUAUGCAAAGAUGAGGUCAAAGAAGGACGAACCCCUGUCCAACUUGGGGAAGAAGACCGUGCGAGUUACCGGGAAGGGUUCUGCCUCCAUCCCGUUCAGCAUUGUUCCUUCCAUAGCCUCUGAAACGACGAGGACUGCCUCCCCGACCGUUUCAAUAGAAGAGAUUCCUACUCCUGGCUCUAAAAGGCCGCGCGUGGUUGGCAAAGGAAAGGAGAAGACUGAUACUCGUCCGUCCACCAUAUGGGAUGACGAGUCAUUGGCUGUGGAAAGAGCUCACGAGGUCGUUACUUCAGCGGACUUGAAGGCUCUAUCUGACUUGUCCUUAAACGAUGUGGCUUCUCGUCACGUCCACAAACUGGUCCAGGUGUUGGGAGAGAGUAUCCAUAUCACUGCUGAGUACCUCACUCAAGGGGCCAAGGUGGCGUCUCUGGCGACCCGGAUGGAGGCUCAGGAGAAGGAGAACUCUGACCUGAGGACGAACCUGAUUACUUCUAUGGACGAGGCCACGACACUGAAGGAGAAGGUCAAGGUGCUGGAGGACGACCUCAGAGUUGAGCGCGGGUUGACUCAGGAGAAGGACGAGCAACUUCAGGCAGCCAAGGAGAAACUAGUGAACAUCGCCGCUCGAUCCGUGGAGGCUUUCCAGACCACUGAUGAGUACAACACCGUGCUCUUCAGCUGGUAUUUUAAGGGAUUUGAGCUUCUCCGGAGGUACAUGAUCAAGCAUCCUUCCGGAGUCAACCUGGAGAGCCUGGAUUUGGAGGAGGUGGACAAGGAAAUGGCCCUGGAGGAGGCGGCUUCGUCUUCUGCCCCCGGUGAUGAUGUUCCUGAACCCGUUGCUGACGUGCCGGCCAGUGAAGGCACAGCUGAUGCUUGACUC
This is a messenger RNA of Quercus robur (English oak), 1957 nucleotides long. RefSeq lists its product as uncharacterized. The record is from RefSeq and is a predicted model, not a curated record. The transcript is spliced from 4 exons. NCBI's taxonomy places the organism in Eukaryota, Viridiplantae, Streptophyta, Magnoliopsida, Fagales, Fagaceae. Bases 26 to 1954 code for a protein of 642 amino acids.